Trachemys scripta elegans is the source of this 687-nucleotide messenger RNA. It is a transcript of the gene TBPL2, whose product is annotated as TATA-box binding protein like 2. Lineage: Eukaryota; Metazoa; Chordata; Testudines; Emydidae. The transcript has 4 exons. Bases 1 to 366 code for a protein of 121 amino acids. Gene Ontology annotation, biological process: DNA-templated transcription initiation. Gene Ontology annotation, molecular function: DNA binding; RNA polymerase II general transcription initiation factor activity. The record is from RefSeq and is a predicted model, not a curated record.
AUGGGAUUGAUCAAGGCCAGAAUUGAAGAGCAGUCCCGGCUUGCGGCUAGGAAGUACGCACGUGUGGUGCAGAAGCUUGGGUUCCCUGCCAAGUUCCUGGACUUCAAAAUACAGAAUAUGGUGGGCAGUUGUGAUGUGAGGUUCCCCAUCAGGCUGGAAGGAUUGGUUCUAACUCAUCAGCAAUUCAGUAGUUAUGAACCAGAACUAUUUCCUGGCCUUAUUUAUAGAAUGGUCAAACCAAGGAUUGUGUUGCUUAUCUUCGUGUCUGGAAAAGUUGUUUUGACUGGUGCCAAGGAGCGUUCUGAAAUCUAUGAGGCAUUUGAAAACAUCUAUCCUAUUCUAAAGGGUUUCAAGAAAGCUUCUUAAAAUUUCUUUCCAAAAAAAAUCAAGAGGAAUAUAUAGGUUUGUAUGUUUAUGCAUAGAACCAAUGUAACAGUAUUCCUAUACCUAAAUACAGAUUUGUGGAUUACUAGGCCUAUAAAGCCAUUUUGAACACACUAUAAACUACGACUAGAUAGAUGCACUCUUUUGUAAGUAGCAUGAAACAAUUUUGCUGUAAAACUUGAUGUUUCUAAUGCGUUUGGUCAUUGUAUCAAGUUCUGUUAAAGAAUUCACAAUAAGCAAAAGUACAUUUACUUUUGAACAGGAAUGUAAAUUAGCACCAUUAUUGCACUAAAAAAUAUUUUA